Ananas comosus (pineapple) is the source of this 1318-nucleotide messenger RNA. Its product is annotated as peroxidase 5-like. The transcript is spliced from 4 exons. Gene Ontology annotation, cellular component: plant-type cell wall; plasmodesma. Gene Ontology annotation, biological process: response to oxidative stress; hydrogen peroxide catabolic process. NCBI's taxonomy places the organism in Eukaryota, Viridiplantae, Streptophyta, Magnoliopsida, Poales, Bromeliaceae. The record is from RefSeq and is a predicted model, not a curated record. The coding region runs from base 68 to 1048 and encodes 326 amino acids. Gene Ontology annotation, molecular function: heme binding; peroxidase activity.
UUGAAUUUGAUACAUAGAAGCUUAAGAGAGGGGAGAGAUAGAGAGAGAGAGAGGAGAGAGGAGAGAGAUGGAUCGGGGACAAAUGUUGGCAGCUACGGUUUUAUGCUUCUUGUUGAGUAAUAUUAUAAGCUCAGAAGCGGAACUCCAGGUCGGGUUCUACAACUACAUUUGCCCCGCAGCGGAGUCCAUCGUGCACGACGAGGUUAAAAGAGCUGUUAGCUACAACCCAGGCUUCGCCGCGGGACUUCUAAGGAUGCACUUCCAUGAUUGCUUCGUUAGGGGUUGUGACGGGUCGGUUCUGAUUGAUUCAACACCGUUUAACGAGGCGGAGAAGGACGGGCCUCCCAACAAAUCAAGCCUUAGGGGAUUCGAGGUCGUAGACAACAUCAAGUCGCAGUUGGAGGCGGUGUGCCAAGGAAAGGUCUCAUGUGCAGAUAUUCUGGCAUUUGCUGCAAGGGAUAGUGUUGCAUUGACAGGAGGGCCUUCCUACGAUGUGCCGGCGGGCAGAAGAGACGGAAGGAUUUCCCAGGCAGCUGACACCAAGGACCUCCCUGCCCCGACUUUCGGCCUCGCCAAUCUCACCGCUUUUUUCGCCAAGAAAAACUUGACGCAAGAAGAUAUGAUCACUCUCUCCGGUGCACAUAAAAUAGGGCGGUCCCACUGCAGCUUUUUCGACUUCCGGCUCUACAACUUCAGUUCCAACAUGGUUCAGGAUCCGAGCUUGGAUCCGAGCUACGCCGAGUUGCUGAAGCACGAGUGUCCAAAGGACAGCAACGACCCGAACCUCGUCGUGCCACUAAACACGUUGCCGCCUAAUGCGUUCGACUCGAGCUACUACCGCGCCGUCCUCGAGGGCCGCGGCCUCUUCGUCUCCGACCAGGCCCUCUUGUCGACCCCUGAGUCCGCCGCGCUCGUGCAGCAAUACGCCGCCGACGCGUGCUUCUUCAAGAAGAAGUUCGCGGAAGCGAUGGGGAAGAUGGGGCAGAUCGAGGUGCUCACGGGGAGCAGCGGAGAGAUUCGCGCCAAUUGUAGGGUGAUCAACUCAUAAAUUUGGUCGGAUUAAUCCAUUCGUGUGUUUUUUCGGAAUUCAUCGAUUAAUUUGUUCGUGUUCCGGUAAUACAUGUAUCAGGGUGCAACGCCGUGCGCACCAAAGGGCAUUUAAUCAAUUGUAAUGUAUUGUUUUUGAAUAAGUGCAUGCUUUUGUAAGAAGCUGUAUCAAAAGGGCUUUAAUUGUCAUCGUACGUGCUCAAGAUAUUUGUGAUUGAUUUAUGUAUUAAUUUGAAGCAAGUGAUCAAGUGCAAGUUUCAUGUAUUCUGUU